Molecule: messenger RNA, 2097 nt
Organism: Cajanus cajan (pigeon pea)
Lineage: Eukaryota; Viridiplantae; Streptophyta; Magnoliopsida; Fabales; Fabaceae
Product: glutamyl-tRNA reductase 1, chloroplastic
Biological process (GO): tetrapyrrole biosynthetic process
Molecular function (GO): glutamyl-tRNA reductase (NADP+) activity; NADP binding
Source: RefSeq, a predicted model, not a curated record
AACUCAGAGAAAUCACAGUGUCUCAAAUCCCUCCAAAUCCUUUUCCUUCCGCCACAUCUAUUACAUUAUUUCCACAAAAACCAAACCCAAACCAAAGACACAGAAAAAGAGGUUUUAGUUUUAGCAGCACCAACUAACUCCACCUAACUUCUCUUUGGGAACCCAUUUCACAAUUCCCCUUCAAUGGCUGUUUCAACCAGUUUCUCCGGUGCAAAGUUGGAGGCUUUGUUGCUGAAAUGUGGUUCCUCCAAUGCUACCACCACCACUACCCAUUUAUCUGUUUUUGGCAAAAACAGAAAGACACUUGUUCAGACUCUCAGAGGGUCCAUUCGCUGUGAGGUUUCUGCUUCUGAUGUUUCACUUGAUUCAACGAAGAAAGCCACUAAUGUCUCUGCUCUCGAACAGCUUAAGACCUCUGCUGCUGAUAGGUAUACAAAGGAAAGGAGCAGCAUUAUGGUUAUUGGACUGAGUGUACAUACUACACCUGUGGAAAUGCGUGAAAAACUUGCCAUACCAGAAGCAGAAUGGCCUAGAGCCAUAGCAGAGCUUUGUAGUCUGAAUCAUAUUGAAGAAGCAGCUGUUCUGAGCACCUGCAACAGAAUGGAGAUAUAUGUUGUUGCUCUCUCCAAGCACCGUGGUGUCAAAGAAGUCACCGAAUGGAUGUCCAAAACAAGUGGAAUUCCAGUUGCAGACCUUUGCCAGCAUCAGUUUCUGCUUUACAACAAAGAUGCCACACAGCACCUUUUUGAAGUAUCAGCAGGUCUUGAUUCUCUUGUGUUGGGAGAAGGUCAAAUCCUUGCUCAGGUGAAGCAGGUUGUGAAAGUUGGACAAGGAGUUAACGGCUUUGGGAGGAACAUUAGUGGACUAUUCAAGCAUGCAAUCACUGUAGGGAAGAGGGUCAGAACUGAGACAAACAUUGCUGCUGGAGCAGUUUCUGUUAGCUCAGCAGCUGUUGAACUGGCCCUGAUGAAGCUACCUGAAGCCUCACAUGCAAAUGCAAGGAUGUUGGUCAUUGGAGCAGGAAAAAUGGGAAAGCUUGUGAUCAAGCAUUUAGUGGCAAAAGGCUGCACAAAGAUGGUGGUUGUCAAUAGAACUGAGGAGAGAGUUGCAUCAAUCCGAGAAGAGCUCAAGGAUGUUGAGAUAACCUACAAACCCCUCUCGGAAAUGCUCACAUGCGUUGGUGAAUCAGAUGUGGUUUUCACCAGCACAGCAUCCGAGGAUCCCUUGUUCUUGAAGGAUCAUGUCAAGGACCUUGCUCCUGCCACUGAUGAAGUUGGAGGCCGUCGCUUUUUCGUUGAUAUUUCUGUUCCUAGGAAUGUUGGAUCAUGUGUCUCGGAUCUUGAGUCUGUGAGAGUGUUCAAUGUUGAUGACCUUAAGGAGGUUGUGGCAGCUAACAAGGAAGAUAGGCUAAGAAAAGCAAUGGAAGCUCAAGCUAUCAUAUGUGAAGAAUCAAAACAAUUUGAGGCUUGGAGGGACUCAUUGGAAACUGUUCCUACCAUUAAGAAAUUGAGGGCAUAUGCUGAAAGAAUAAGGGCGGCUGAACUUGAGAAGUGCCUAGGAAAGAUGGGUGAUGAUAUCCCAAAGAAGACACAAAGAGCUGUGGAUGACCUUAGUAGAGGUAUAGUGAACAAGUUGCUUCAUGGGCCAAUGCAACACUUGAGGUGUGAUGGGAGUGAUAGUAGGACUCUGAGUGAGACCCUUGAGAACAUGCAUGCUUUGAAUAGAAUGUUCAGCCUUGAGACUGAAAUAUCUGUUUUGGAGCAGAAGAUUCGAGCCAAGGUGGAGCAAAAGCCAUAGUUUGUGAGAUUUGGACCAAUUUUUCAUUUAUAACACUCAUUUAUUUACUCUAUUUAGGAUUGGAAAUCAUGCAAUCUGUGGUUGCAUGAUGGAAACAGUAAAAGUCCCCAAGAACUUCAAUUGAUUAGUUGUGUACCUCAGUGUCUACUUUGCCCUCUAUGUUAAUUAUUCUACAAAAUAGAGGUGUCAUGCAUUAUACUAUUAAGGCGAGCUUUGUAUCUAUCAUGAAUAAUCUAUGCAAAAAAUUUGCCUCCUGUUGAUAAUCAAGUGAGUUACCAUACAAGCUGAGAUUGAUUUUCA